AUGACUUCUAAUCCUACCUUCAACCAGGAGACGGGCGCCGCCGAAGUCGCCAAAGCGUACAGCGAUGCAGUACGCGACAAGACAGUUGUCAUCGUUGGAGUAUCGCCACAAAGCUUGGGCGAGUCCAUGGCAAUGGCGCUAGCCUCGCAGUCGCCUGGCCUCCUCGUGUUGGCGUCCCGAACCAUGCUCAAGAUUAAUGCCGUUGCUUCGAAGGUCAAGGAUCAAUAUCCGGACGUGCGACUUGAGAUGGUUGAGGUAGAUCUAGCAUCGCUUGCAUCAGUCCGAGAGGCUGCAGACAGAAUCGACAAAGUGGUCGACAAGAUUGAUAUCCUGAUCAACAAUGCGGCCGUUGUCAUGCAAACACAUGAACGCACCAAAGAAGGCCUCGAAAUGCAGUUUGGCACAAAUCACGUUGGGCCCUUCCUAUUGACUAACCUUUUGAUGCCCAGAAUCAUCCAGGCAGCAGACAAGUCGCAAUCGAAGGGGACCACUCGAAUUGUCAACCUGACCAGUGCCGGUCACAUCAUCUCACCGGUUCGAUUUAGCGACCAUAACUUCACCAAGAGGCCAGAAGACCUUCCCGAGGAUGAACGGCCAAUGUCGCGCCCAGGUCUCUCAUUUGACCCGCCACCAGGGAAGACGUACGUACCUUUUGUCGCGUAUGGCCAGUCCAAGACAGCAAAUGUCUUGAUGUCUCUCUCCAUCUCCGAGAAGCUGGCGCAAGAAGGGGUCAGGUCGAUAGCAACUCAUCCAGGCUCUAUUUGGACGGACCUGUCUCGCGAUCUGGAUGAGGAACACCAGACUCUGGUCAGCAAGACAGCCAAUUUUUGGAAGACCUUGGACCAAGGAAGUGCCACCACGCUGGUAGCCGCGCUUGAUCCUAAACUCAGCGAAGAUACGAGCGUGAUCUACUUGAACGAUUGUCAAGUUGCCGAGCCCGCCGCGCAUGCUAAGGAUCCCACUACCGCGGAGAGACUGUGGAAAUUAAGCGAAGAGAUUGUUGGCCAAGCAUUUGACUAUGGCAGCACAGGUCGACUGUAG
Messenger RNA from Exophiala oligosperma, 1041 nucleotides. RefSeq lists its product as uncharacterized. The record is from RefSeq and is a predicted model, not a curated record. Bases 1 to 1041 code for a protein of 346 amino acids. NCBI's taxonomy places the organism in Eukaryota, Fungi, Ascomycota, Eurotiomycetes, Chaetothyriales, Herpotrichiellaceae. The transcript has 2 exons.